Linnemannia hyalina is the source of this 2286-nucleotide messenger RNA. The record is from the annotation of a GenBank genome assembly. NCBI's taxonomy places the organism in Eukaryota, Fungi, Mortierellomycota, Mortierellomycetes, Mortierellales, Mortierellaceae.
AUGAAGGCAAACGGCAAGGAAAAGACCCCAAUCGUAGCCACCGCCACGGUCGUCAGCACAGAGGAUCCGUCAUUGGAGGCUUCCUGCAAGCAGCAAACCGAUCAGGCCAAGGAUUCCUCAGUCGCAUCUGCCGCGGACUCUGAGGGGUCUGUGGAUGAUUCAAAGGACUCUGCUACCACACAACCGACUGCUGAUCAGGACGGGGACGAGGACAUGAAAGAAGCUUCACCCAUUACAACCGAUGUGAUCGAGGAGGAUACACCCAUGGCUGACCCAGCUCCGAUUGUCAAGCCACGCGAGUUGCCUUCAGGCAUUCCUGAGGGCAUCGAUCAGGAAGAUCUCGAUGGCGGUCUCUUGGAUGGUGCCCUGGAUGAUUAUGAUGACCUUGAUCAGGACACCGAGGACACCGAGGUUGGGAACGGAGAUGACGACUUUAGCGAUGAUGAUGAUGACGAUGAUGACCUCGAUGGCCCUCUACUCGAUUCCACAGACAAGACCAAUCAUUACUCGGAUGCACAGACUCCCGGAGCCACGUCACAUGCCGAUACCGCAAAGUCAGAGGAGCCGGACUCGGAUGAUGAGAUGGAUCAGGAUGAACGGGACGAGGCCCUUCAAUCAGAGGACUCUGACAGUGAUCUUGGAGAUCUGGAUGCAAGCGAUAACGACCAGGACGACGAUGACGACGACGAUGACGAGGGGGACGCAGAUGGCGAGGAUGCAGAUGACGAUGACGACGAAGAGGAGGAAGAGAUCAAGCCGCCAGUCAAGAAGGAUACCGUUCUCUCUCAAAAGCCAACGCUUCAUCGCCCAUCAAUCACAGAGGAGGAACUCAAGGACAGUGGAGACGAGCUGUCGGAUCUGUCGGAAUUCGAUGACACGGAUGACUCCGACGAGGAUGAUGAUAUACCUGAGCCCAAGCCCGCCGUCAAGGAGGCUCCUGUUAGUGCUCCACCGGCAUCACCAACAGCAGCGACAGCACCAACAGGAUCAACAGCGGCGUCUACCACAGGACCAGCAGCGCCAACAACAACACUCAAACCUACGUUAGGAGGUCGCAAGCGUUCUCUCCAUGAAGCCACUGUGGAACCAAUGAAACCAGAGGAUGAAUCGAUCAAGUCGGAACAGGAGGAUCAGGUCGAGAUCCCUAUCCCUAGUGGACGCGCACGACUUUCAGAACCUGGCAGCCGGAAGAGACGUGUCUCUGAAGUGGAAGAUACUCAGCCGUCGGACAAGGAGUCGGAAUCAGAAGUGGCGGAGGAAGAAGAGGAAGCCGAGAAGACAACAAAAGAGGAAGACGAAGAAGGAGAAGAAGACCACGAGAUGAAGCAACUUCACAAGGACGCAUUGGACGCUUUGACGAGUAUAGAGAUCGAGUUUGCAAGCCUUCGGGACAAGUACGUGUCAGGAACAAACGGUACCCUGAUGUACGAGGAGCGCAUGACCGAACUCGACAGAGAGGUGGAGAUGAUCAACGAUGGCAAGUCGUUACUUUAUGCAAUUCGGGUAUCUGGCACACACCCAGAGCUGUCGUCGUUGAUGCAGGAGAUUGAACAGAAGCGUGAACAUCGGCUACACAUUGCAGACAUGGGCAGGAAGCAUAAGACAGAAAUUGCACAAAACGCUCACGAUUCCGCAAGGCGUAAUACCCGAACCCAGAUGGUCAAUGACAUGGGCAAGAAGCGACGACAAAUCAACCUCGAGUUCAACCUAUCAUUCGAUGCCCGCAAGAGGAAACUUACGACUGCUACUCCUGACAAGGCAGUUUUGCUGCGAGCCCGGAAACACAAGCGAGCAGAAGUGAAUGAACUCAAGUCGAUCAGCGAAAAGCGUGGUUUCCCUACGAGUGGCAAAUUAUCGACGGUAACCCAAGCAGAACUCCAGGACGACUUUGCACUCAUGGGCCUCGCGAGGCUACUCCCACAGCCAAAACCCGCUGGUGUAGAUCCACAGUUGCAACAUCAUCAUCAACACCAACACCAUCAACAACAUCAUCAACAAAGACACGGAGGGCCAUUGCCUCCAUCGAUACCCAUUUCAGCAGGAGCAUCGUCAUCAUCAAGUGAUGUGGAGAUUUAUGUGGAUGGCAGUCGGUGUAUGGUAGACGGUAUCUGGUACAAACCCAAUGAUGCGGUUGUGGUUCUGGAUGCCUCUAUCGGCAAGUACAAUGCCAAAUACGUCGCUCUCGAAAGCGAUUGGAUUGUGCUGCAGAGGACGAAUGGAUCAAAGACACGGUUACACUUGAGUCUGUUCAGGGGGCGCAAGCUGUGCAUGCAGCCCAAAGUAUAG